ACCAGAGGAUACGACCACGCGUGUGUUACAGGCGAAUGUUGACACUGUAUGUCAAACACGAGUGAAUCUUUGCGAUAAACAUGAAGAUUUGUUCUAUUUGUAUCUAUUACAACACUGCUCACAUAAAUCUCAUGGACUGAGGGUCGAAGUGCAGCGCUGAAGACACAAACUUAGUUCAGCUGAUCGCUGGAUGUCGUCAUUAGUUUAGAUUAGACAGGACGAGGACUUUCAAACUGGAGUAGGAUGGGCUUGAACACCUGGCCUCUGUUUACAUCGGACAUCAAGUGAUUUUCAGAGCCACUCUUGGUGAUCUAUUGCUUUAACUUGUGACACGAUCUAUUCAAAUUAAAAACAGAACUUUUCCCGCUAUCAUCUGUCCUGAUGUCGGACUGCAGCUCGUCGGGUUCAGAUGAGGAUUUGGAUCCGGAGUCAGAGCUGCUGGACGAGCUUGGCGGCACUCUGAGUAAGUGGACUAACUACAUUCAUGGAUGGCAGGACCGCUGGGUCGUGCUGAAGGGAAAUAUUCUCAGUUACUACAGAUCUGCCGAUGAGAAGGAGUAUGGCUGCAGAGGGUCCAUCUGUCUCAGCAAGGCUGUCAUCACGCCCCAUGAGUUUGAUGAAUGCCGCUUUGACAUCAGUGUGAAUGACAGUGUCUGGUACCUGAGGGCUGAACAUCCUUUACUCCAGCAGCAGUGGAUUGAUACCAUUGAACUUCACAAGGCUGAGUCAGGCUACGGCUCAGAGAGCAGUCUACGUCGCAAUGGUUCCCUGCUGUCCCUCACAUCUGCCACAAGUGGCCUCUCUACCACCUCUACAUCCUCCUUCAAGAAGGGAUACGGCCUGCGGGAAAAGCUAGCGGAGAUGGAGACCUUCCGGGACAUUCUCUGCAGACAGGUGGACAUGCUUCAGAAGUAUUUUGACAACUGCACAGACAUUGAGAGCAAAGAUGACAUCCGUAGGGACAAAGAGGCUGCUGUUUUUCCUGCAGUAUCUGAUGAGGAGGAGGAGGAAUUUCCCACAUCACGGCCAGAUGGGGACUACCUGCUUGACAACAACAGCAGCAAUGAGAAAUUAUUUCUUCUGGACAGCCUCAAAGAUCCCAUAGGCAUUGAUUUCAAGGGUGAGGCCAUCACAUUCAAAGCCACUACUGCAGGAACCCUCUCCACACUUUCCCACUGCAUCGAAAUAAUGGUCAAACGAGAGGAGAGCUGGCAGAGACGACUCGAUAAGGAAAUUGAGAGAAGACGACGAGCUGAGGAUGCCUACAAAGCAGCAUUGACCGAGCUAAAGAAGAAGCCUCUUUAUGGAGGACCAGACUAUGAAGAGGGACCAAACAGUCUCAUCAAUGAAGAGGAGUUCUUCGAUGCUGUGGAAGCUGCGUUGGAUAAACAUGACCAGAUCGAGGAGCAGGCAGAAAGGUGCAGGGUAUCUCAGCAGAUCUCCCUCACCUCUGACAAAUAUUCUUCCACCAGUACUCAGAAAUGCUUGACUAAGCCUCGCAGUCAUACUUCCUCCUCGUCCUCCAUUGACCUCAUAAGUGCCUCUGAUGACGUGCACAGAUUGAGUGCUCAGGUGGAGGAGAUGGUGCAUAGUCACAUGACAUAUUCCUUACAGGAUGUGGGUGGAGAUGCAAACUGGCAGCUGGUUGUUGAGGAAGGCGAUAUGAAGGUGUAUAGGAGAGAGGCUGAGGAGAACGGCAUUGUGCUUGAUCCUCUCAAAGCCACUCAUGCUGUCAGAGGGGUCACAGGUCACGAGGUCUGCCACUACUUUUGGGACACAAUUUUUCGAAAUGACUGGGAGACAACUGUUGAAAACUUUAAAGUAGUUGAGGUGCUCUCUGAUAAAGCAGUCAUCAUCCAUCAGACACAUAAGAGGGUUUGGCCUGCCACUCAGAGGGAUGUGCUUUAUGCAUCAGUUAUUCGUAAAAUCUUCUCGACCAAUGAGAAUGAUCCAGACACCUGGCUGGUGUGCAACUUCUCAGUGGAUCAUGACAGCUACCCACCCUCUGCUAGAUGCAUUCGUGCCAAAAUCAACGUGGCCAUGAUCUGUCAAACACUAAUCAGUCCACCAGAGGGCGACAAAGAGAUCACCCGAGAUAACAUCCUCUGUAAAAUCACAUAUGUAGCCAACGUAAACCCUGGCGGUUGGGCCCCUGCAUCAGUCUUGCGAGCCGUUGCCAAGAGAGAAUACCCCAAAUUCCUUAAACGCUUCACCACAUACAUUCAAGACAAGACCAGCAGUGAGGCUAUUCUCUUCUGAAACACAUCAGGUUGUUUAAUCUGCAUUGCCAGGCUGCCUUUUGAUAGACCUGAUUAAUUAAACCAGAGGGAGCUGCUGUGCCCAACUGCACUUCAACACCAUUAACAAGAAACACUUUUCAAUCAGUGCACAUUAUUCAUACAGAAUAAACAAAAGUCAAAAAAGUGCAGAGAUGCACCCGCUUUAUGGAACACACCUAGCCACCAGCCCAACACAGUUUGUUCAUCUUUAAAAGGCUUUAACUAUUUUUCUUAAAUGAGCCAUGGCUCAGGUUUUGUGAAAGUGUUUUGCAUUUUUGUAAAUAUUUUAUCAUAGCUGAACCUGAUUUUGGUAAGCUAUGGCAUUGAUGGAAAAAUAUAUGCUGUAAACUUUGAUGUCUUGGUCUAAUCACAGUGUCUUCUCGGCUGCACAUGUGGUUUCUCACUGGCCUCAUCUAAUAGUCUUGCCUGAUGAUCAAAAGGAUAUCAAAAGAGCUUUUUGUACAGUUAGUGUCUGAAUGUUUAACAUUAUUUAUAUGUGAUGCAAUUACACAUUUUGAUUAUUGUAAUUAAAAUAAAUGGACUUUUAGCAAAGUGUAUCAAUAAUGGGAUCUGGGGCCUGUAUAAUACAUUAAUAAUCUGGAAAAUUAGAGAGUAUUUUGAUAGGCCCAUGGGCAGUCCCUUGUACAGUAUCAUUAUAUCAUUAUAUACACCGAUCAGCCAUAUUAAAACCACCUGCCUAAUAUUGUGUAUGUUCCCCUCGUGCCGACAAAACAGCGCCAACCCCCAUCUCAGAAUAGCAUCAGAGAUGAUAUUCUUCUCACUAUAAUUGUACAGAGCGGUUAUCUGAGUUACUGUAGACUUUGUCAGUUCAAACCAGUCUGGCAAUUCUCUGUUGACCUCUCUCAUCAACAAGACUUUUCCAUCUGCAGAAGUGCUCCUCACCAGAUGUUUUUUGUUUUUGGCACCAUCCGAAGUAAAUUCUAGAGACUGUUGUGUGUGAAAAUCCCAGGAGAUCAGCAGUUACAGAAAUACUCAAACAGCCCAUCUGGCACUAACGUGCUACUAGAUGACUAUAUUUCAAUUCCAGUGGGUCUGAAGUUUACAUACACUAAGUUAAAUGUGCCUUUAAGCAGUUUGGAUAAUUCCAGAAAAUUAUGUCAAGCCUUUAGACAAUUAGCUUGUGAUAGGAGGUGCACUGAUUUUGAGGUGUACCUGUGGAUGUAUUUUAAGGCCUACCUUCAAACUUAGUGCUUCUUUGCUUGACGUCAUGGGUAAAUCAAAAGAAAUCAGCCAAGACCUCAGAAACAAAAUUGUGGACCUUCACAAGUCUGGUUCAUCCUUGGGAGCAAUUUCCAAAUGCCUGAAGGUACCACAUUCAUCUGUACAAACAAUAGUACACAAGUAUAAACACCAUGCGACCACGCAGCCAUAAUAUCGCAGAGGAAAGAUUCUUUCUCCUAGAGAUGAAUGUAGUUUGGUGCGAAAAGUGAAAAUCAAUCCCAGAACAACGGCAAAGGACCUUGUGAAGAUGCUGGAGGAAACGGGUAGACAAGUAUCUAUAUCCACAGUAAAAUUAGUCCUAUAUCGACAUAACCUGAAAGGCUGCUCAGCAAGGAAGAAAACAAUGCUCAAAACUGCCCAAAAAAAAGCCAGACUACAUAUAUUUAUAUCUUCAGCUUUAGUGUGUCAGUAAUGAAAUAUAAAUGUUAGACUCCCAAACAUUACAUUUGUAAAUAGAAAAGAUUAGAAUAGAAGAACAGGGAGCCCUGCAACAGAUGGCAUGGUCCCCACAAAGACACCCACUGAACAUCGUGUCAGUCUGCGAUUACAUAAAGAGACAGAAGCUGUUGAGACAAAAUAGAUAGAAGAACUGUGGUGAAUCCUCCAAGCUCCAAAAGCUUUUUUAUGUUUACUGGACUUUGUAUGACAAAGUGAUAAAUGAAAAUUAUUUAUAUAAUUAUUUUUGAAGACAUCAUCACUAAGCAACAUUUUUCACAAGUGACUAAAACCUUUGCACAGUAUUGUAUGUGUA
This is a messenger RNA of Xyrauchen texanus (razorback sucker), 4272 nucleotides long. RefSeq names its product ceramide transfer protein-like. The transcript is spliced from 18 exons. NCBI's taxonomy places the organism in Eukaryota, Metazoa, Chordata, Actinopteri, Cypriniformes, Catostomidae. The record is from RefSeq and is a predicted model, not a curated record. Gene Ontology annotation, cellular component: Golgi apparatus. Gene Ontology annotation, molecular function: phosphatidylinositol-4-phosphate binding. Bases 382 to 2259 code for a protein of 625 amino acids. Gene Ontology annotation, biological process: ER to Golgi ceramide transport.